GCGGUCUCUCUCUCUCUCUCUCUCUCUCUCUCUCUCUCUGCAACAGGGGCUUCUGUGUUAACUGAGGCUAAAUAAGCACAGAUGAACUGUGGAGCACAUUCAGAAAAAUGUCCUGGCGAUGUAUGUGUGACUUCACAAGCCCCUCGGAGCCCGCAGGAGGAACGCGUCGCCUCUCACACACUCUGACAUGAAGCGGGCAUGUUCCUCCGAGAGGACUCUCCUGCUCCACUGACUGCGUUUGAUCUUCAUCCUGGACCUUCAGACAGCGCGGACACCCGACAUGAAGAACCCGCAUCUGGACGGACACUGCAAGAUCCUGACCUCGGGGGACAAGAGACUGAAGCGCAGAGCGCGAGAGCCGCUCCAGCGCGUCAGUGACGAGCAUUCACCCUACUUUAAACUGUACAAGGACGCGCAUCUCAUGGCACAGACGGACGGCGGUGCGAGAGAGACGCGCGCCUCGGGGGUCUUCGCGUCGGGGGACGACGGCGCCCUGGAUAUGAGGAUUAACACUUCGGUGUCUGGAGAGGCUCCUGACUCCAAACUGAGAGCCGUCCCAGAGAACACUGUCAGUGGCAGGACCGCUCAAUCGAGCACGCGCAGCGCGCAGGUUUUUCCUCUGGAGCGAGCGUUGUCUCAGCGCGCCGCCUCUCAGGCGCCUGGCGAGAGCGCGCAGUCACCCAGGAGACGCGCGGGAGAGCCGCCGGAGAUCAAAGCCAUUCAGCAGACGCGCAGACUGCUGGCGAACGCGCGCGAGAGGACGCGCGUGCACACCAUCAGCGCAGCCUUCGAGGCGCUGCGAAAGCAGGUGCCCUGCUACUCGUACGGCCAGAAGCUCUCCAAGCUGGCUAUAUUAAGAAUCGCCUGUAACUACAUCCUGUCUCUGGCUCAGCUGGCAGACCUGGACUACUCUCCGGACCAGAGCCAGCUGAGCUUCAGGGAGUGUGUGGAGCAGUGCACCCGGACGCUGCAGGCCGAGGGACGCUCCAAGAAGAGGAAGAGCCAGACACCAGAUGUUCUCAGCGCUGCUUGGGAAGUCCUGCUGGCGCCACUCAGGGCAGAGGGCAGGGGGAAGGCACGCGAGCCGGAGCCCAGAGAACACAUUCACUGCAGGAACUGGCACAUUCCCCAGCGCGCUCUUGGCCCGCUUCCCAGCUCUCUCUUGGCCAUCUGUUCCAAAAAAACACUUUGAAAUAAAAACGCAGCGCUCAUCACUCUCUUAGGAUACGGCUCCACGCAGCAGCUGUUACAGAGGCGAGGGGAAGCGGGAGGAGGGGCGCCGGCCAAGAAAGAAAUCCCUUUGUCAAGUAGAGCCAGUGAGUCUGAGGGGAAAAAUGUUUUGGCAAAGCUCUGAGCGAACAUGGAAAUGUGCAUGAAUGUUGCAACUCGGGAACCUUUUUCAACAAGUCCAUUUCAAAGCAAAUAGACUGCUAUAUCCAGUCAGAAUACUGUGCUUUUGUUGUUUGGAUUUUUGACAGCUUUUUGACAUUGAUUUUGUUGUUGUUCUUCA
This is a messenger RNA of Carassius carassius (crucian carp), 1510 nucleotides long. It is a transcript of the gene atoh8, whose product is annotated as atonal bHLH transcription factor 8. The coding region runs from base 281 to 1192 and encodes 303 amino acids. Gene Ontology annotation, molecular function: DNA-binding transcription factor activity; protein dimerization activity. The transcript is spliced from 3 exons. The record is from RefSeq and is a predicted model, not a curated record. Lineage: Eukaryota; Metazoa; Chordata; Actinopteri; Cypriniformes; Cyprinidae.